AUGACGGCGACCGGAGCGGCUGUGCGGUGCGAGGUGUUUGGGCGGCAGGGCGACGGCGAGCUGGACGAGGUGCUGGCGUUCCUGCGCGGCUUCAGCGCGCUGUACGGCGCGGGUCUAACGCUGCACAGCGAGACGCGCGCCACCGCCGAGGAGGUAGGAGAACUGGCGGCGCUGGCGUUCACGACGCCCGGCGUCGUGCGCGUAGGCGACGACCCGGACGCGCUGCCGAACCAGGCUGAACAGAAUUCGCCGCAGCUGUUCGCGCGAGUGUCCACGCCGCAGCAGGAGCUGGUCGUGGUCGGCGCGGCGGCGCUCAAGCAGUGGAUGCGGCUGCAGCUGCUCGAGGCUCGGUACUCCGCUGCUGCUGCUGCUGCUCCAGAGGAGACUUCAGAGCGCGCGCCGCUGCGGCUCUUUGUGAGCGGCGACCGCGCGCAGGUGGGCAAGUCGACGACGUGUCUGGGACUGGUGGGCGCGCUGCUGCGUGAGGGCUACAAGGCCGAGGACCUGGCGUACAUCAAGCCGGCCACGCAGUGCGAGAAGCCGCAGCUGGUGACCAAGUUCUGCCGCCAGCAGGGCGUCGCGUGCUGCGAGGUGGGGCCCAUCCUCUUCUACAAGGGCUUCACGCGCGAGUUCCUGCGCGGCGAGACGGAGUCGGCGCCGCAGUUGCUGGAGAAGGCCAGGAAGAAGGUGGAAGAGGUGGGCACAGGCAAGAAGGUCGUCAUCGUGGACGGCGUCGGGUACCCCGCGGUGGGGUCCAUCUGCGGCGUGUCGAACGCCCACGUGGCCAAGAAGCUGGAGGUGCCCGUGGUGCUAGUCGGUAAGAAGGGCGUGGGUGACGCAGUGGACUCGUUCAACCUGAACGCGACGUUCUUCGAGAGCCACGGCGUCAAGGUGCUGGGCGGCAUCUUCAACCGCCUACCGGAAGACGGGUUUUACAGCCUUGAGCACUGCAAGGAGAACGUAACCGCCUACUUUGAGCAGUUCCAGCCCGACAAGCACGUCUACGGGUUCCUCCCAGAGCUGACUGAUGGCGGCCACAGUGCGCUGAUUGCGGAGAAGGGGAGUGAGGAAGGCCAGAGUGAGCCUGCACCCGGCGUAUUCCUAACAGCGGCGGAGGAUCAACUGGCCAAGAAGGUGGUGGAUGCAUUUGCCAAGCACAUCGACUUGACGAAGCUGUUGGCGGAUGCUAAAGUGUACCAGGGAGGUGCUGCUGCUAAGCUAGCGAGUUCAAGUUCCGCACAGACCCAGGCUGCGAAACCGAAGCCAAAGGCGAAGAAGCCGAAGCGCGCUCGUAACUUCGAGAUCCCGACAUCGUUCGAGACCGUUUCGCUCCCCGCGUUCGACUCGGUUGCUGCUCCUACCUCGCUAAACUCGAUUGAGAUCCCCUCGUCUACGGAGACAGUAGCGCUUCCGUCGUUCAACACCAUCGAGAUUCCCUCAUCCACGGAAACAACGGCAAUCCCUAGUUUUGAUACCGUCGAGAUCCCAACGUCGACGGAGACGAUGGCGCUACCUCCGUUCGACACGGUUGAAAUCCCGACGUCGACAGAUACCGUUCCAAUCUGA
Messenger RNA from Phytophthora sojae, 1566 nucleotides. RefSeq lists its product as hypothetical. The transcript has a single exon. Bases 1 to 1566 code for a protein of 521 amino acids. The record is from RefSeq and is a predicted model, not a curated record. NCBI's taxonomy places the organism in Eukaryota, Oomycota, Peronosporomycetes, Peronosporales, Peronosporaceae.